This is a messenger RNA of Adineta steineri, 1731 nucleotides long. Lineage: Eukaryota; Metazoa; Rotifera; Eurotatoria; Adinetida; Adinetidae. The record is from the annotation of a GenBank genome assembly.
AUGCGUAAUACAUUGACUAAUCAUUCAAGAAACAAUUCUAUGUGUCAAAUUGGUAUUAGUGAAGAAAAAAUGUCUCCCAACGAUGAUAAUCAUCAACAUCAUAUUGAUGAAUUAAUUAAUCAACAUAAUGAUAUAAAAUAUUUUGUUGAUUUAUAUACAGCAGCAUUACAUUUACGACAACGAAUGAAAGAAGAAAAAUUAAUUCAUCAAUCAUAUUCAGCUUAUUUUAAUGAUGAAAAUAAUAAUAAUAAUUUUUAUUCAUUAUUUCAUAAUUGUUUUCAUUCAUAUGAAAUUAUCAAUUGGCUUAUUAAAAAACAAUUAUGUAAAACAAGUCAAGAUGGACAAGAAAUUUUUCAAGUUUUAGAAAAAUUAAAAAUUAUCCAUCAUGUUUGUGAUUUAAAUGAAUUUGAAUAUCCUUCAAUACCAUCAGCACAAAAUAAUGUUAGAUAUCUAUAUCGUUUUCGUCUUGAUGAUGGUACAGCUGAUCAAAAUCGUUCAUUUCAACAAUUUGCUUCAAUUUAUGAAACAUAUACAAGUUUAUUUACACUUGAUAAAAGUCAAUGUCGUGGUGUAGAUUUACAACAACAACAAAUUUCAACUAAUCCAUACGAUGAACAAUCAGGAAUAUUACUUAAAGGUGAUAAUUUAGCUCGAAUGCUUGCAUUACGUAGUGGUGCAAAUAUGUUAAAUAUUGAACGUCUUGUUGAUGAUAUGAUAACAUAUGGUCUUGUUCGAUUUGACGAAUGUGAUCAACAAACGGAUUGUAAUUGUUCAAGAAAAUUUCGUAAUGAUGAUCGUCAUCAAUAUAUAUUAAGUAAUUCUCAUCGUUUAUUGCCAAAGCAACGUCUUGAUAUAACUGCUUUAAUGCAAAAUGAUAUGAUUGAUACAAGACAAUCAUUAUUAAGAUCACCUAUAUUACAUGAAACAAUUCGAACACCCAGUAGUUGUAGUUCAAUUGGAGGUGAUGAAUCAACACGAAAAAUAUCAAAUAGUGAUGAAAUGGAAUGUACAAUAAAAUUAUCGUGUUCUAUAGAUGGAUAUCAUAGAAAAAAAUCUGCAAGUCUUAAUUCACCAGCAAAUUCAGAACAUCGUCCAACUGCAGAUGAACUUGAAAGACGAGAAUUACCGUGGUGUUGGCGAAGUUAUUCCCUUAAACGCGAUCGUCGUGGUUAUGGAUUAAUUCUUCGCGGUCAAGGUCCAUGUUAUGUUGAAAGAAUUGAUCCAUAUGGUUCAGCAUCUACAUCAGGCAUUCGAAUUAAUGAAUAUCUCUAUGCAAUCGAAGGUAUCAAUGUCCUACGUCGUUCAGGAAAAGAAGUUGAACGUUUAUUAUCUAUGUUUGAUAAAUGUACUGUUUAUACAAUAUAUAAUCGUGAUGAUUUCUGUCAAAUAUCUACACCACCUAAUGAAUUAACUAACAAAACUAAUCUUUGUUAUUUAUCACAAUUAUCAUCUCCAUUAAAUGAUUAUCAUAAUAAUAAUAAUACAAACGGAUUAUUAACAAAUAAAAAUUUUUCAUCAUUCAAUCAUAUACUUCAACAACAACAACAACCACAACAACAAUCACAUAUAUUAUAUUCAUCAUCAUUAUCGUCAUCUGUUGAUGGAAGUUCAUCAUGUUCAAUAUCACCAAAACACAUACAACAAUAUUCAAAUACUAAACGAGGAGCUUUAACAAAACAUCUUCAAUUUUUUCGUUUAACAUCUCGAUCAUGCUCGAAUACAUUAAAAUAA